Molecule: messenger RNA, 16214 nt
Organism: Scaptodrosophila lebanonensis
Lineage: Eukaryota; Metazoa; Arthropoda; Insecta; Diptera; Drosophilidae
Gene: mgl
Product: low-density lipoprotein receptor-related protein 2
Exons: 13
Coding region: 11-13813 (4600 amino acids)
Molecular function (GO): calcium ion binding; protein binding
Source: RefSeq, a predicted model, not a curated record
UCCACCGGAAAUGUUUCGCUGCAACAACGGCAAGUGCAUAACCUCGCAUUGGGUGUGCAACUAUCAAAAGGAUUGUGACGAUGGCGAGGAUGAGAUGCAGUCGUGUCCGCCCCCCGAGUGCGAGACACCCCAGCUGAAUUGCGGUCAAUAUGUCUUCAAUAGGACGUACUGCAUACAGCCGCACUAUCGCUGUGAUAUGAUUGACGACUGUGAUGACAAGUCAGAUGAGGCACAGUGCACGUACCGCAAGUGCCAACAUACCGAUGUCUUUUGCAAUGCGCCCGGCGGAGUUGCACCCUCGGACGGCAGCCGCCUGUCUGGGCCCUGUGUGCCGAAGGAGAAGCGCUGCGACGGCUACUUGGAUUGCCGCAGCGGUCGCGACGAGGAGGGCUGCAGUGGCGUCGCCUGCCGCUUGAAUCAGUUCCGAUGCGCGAAUGGCCACAAGUGCAUAGAUGCGGCUUUAAAGUGCAAUCAUCGUAACGAUUGCGGUGACAAUUCGGAUGAACAGGGAUGCAACUUUCCGCCCUGCCAUCAUGCGCAAUUCCGUUGCACGAACGCCCUAUGCAUACCCUAUAACUUUCACUGCGACGGCUACCAUGACUGCGCCGACGAGAGUGACGAGGCGAACUGCACGGCGAUUGCCUGUCCGGACAACAAGUUCCUGUGCCCACGAGGUGGCGUCAAUGGCGCCCCCAAGUGCAUACUGAAGUCGCAACUGUGCGAUGGCAAACGCGACUGUGAGGAUGGCAGCGAUGAGGAGACCGCAUGCUCAACUGCAUCCUGUCCGGCGCUCAGCUGCGAGUUCAAAUGCGGCCCCUCGUUGACUGGUGGCGUCUGCUACUGUCGACCCGGCCAGUCAUUGGCGCCCGACAAUCGCACCUGCAUCGAUCUAGAUGAGUGCGCCGAAUGGGGUCAUUGCGACCAGCUGUGCACCAACACGCCCGGCUCGUACAGCUGUCAGUGUGCCCAGGGCUAUACACUGAUCAAUGAGUCCAAGUGCAUUGCCCCAGAUGCGAACAAUCUGCAACUGAUCUUCGCCCACGAUGGGGCCAUUAUGCGAAUGUUCGCCCAUGGCAGCGAUCCAAAGAUUCUGGCUAAUGCGACAGCUGCUGCAGGCGUCGCCUUCCACUAUGCCCGCAACACACUCUACUGGUCGGACAUAAAGACUCGCAAGGUGCAGUCGCUACCCCUAGAUGUUUUCAACAGCGCAGUAGCCCCAUUGGAUCAGACGUUGCCAGGCACCUGGGCGCCGGUAGCGCUGGCCGUCGACUGGGUUGGCGAUAAGAUCUAUGUGGCCGAUUUGGUGGGUCAAAAGAUCGACGUAUUCGAGCUGAGUGGUCACUGGCAUGCCGUCGUCCUCGGCUCCAAUUUAACGAGUCCCGCUGACUUGGCGCUGGAUCCCACGGCUGGUUUGAUGUUCGUGGCGGAUGGUGGUCAGGUGUUGCGAGCCCACAUGGAUGGCACACAUGCGCGAUCCAUUGUGUCUGAAGCGGCCUACAAGGCAUCGGGUGUGACCGUGGACAUAAUAGCGAAGCGAGUCUUCUGGUGUGACUCGCUGCUGGAUUACAUUGAGUCGGUGGACUAUGAGGGCGCCAAUCGCGUCAUGGUGUUGAGAGGUCAGCAGGUCCCUAGUCCCUCGCGCCUAGCGCUAUUUGAGAAUCGAAUUUACUGGACCGAUGCUACCAAGCAAGGCAUCAUGUCAGUGGAUAAGUUUGAAGGUCCCACCUCAAUACAAGUAACAUACAAGGCAAAGGAUAUACGCGAACCUAAAGGUAUCAUAGCAGUACACGCGCUCAGCCAGCCCAGAGUCUCGAAUCCUUGCGGCAACAACAAUGGCGGCUGCAAUCACAUGUGCAUUGUGACCGCGGUAAAGGGUGCUCCAACAGGUCUUGGCUACCGUUGUGCCUGCCACACUGGAUAUCAGCUGGAAACAGAUUUGAAGAACUGCAAACUGGUGCGCGAAUUUUUAAUGUACUCGCAACAACGUUUUAUAAAGGGCAAGGUGCUUGAGCCAGUUAUUGAGGGCUUCAGUGAUGCUAUUCUCCCGGUGGUUUCGAGGCGUGCUCGUUUCGUCGGCUUAGAUUUCGAUGCGCGUGAUGAGUUCAUUUACUACUCGGAUGUGCUGCAAGAUGUCAUUUAUCGCGUGCAUAGAAAUGGCACUGGUCGUGAAAUUGUACUCGCCUCACAAAACGAGGGUGUGGAGGGCCUGGCCGUCGAUUGGGCAUCCAAGAAUCUGUACUACAUUGACUCACGUAAGGGCACGCUGAAUGUGCUGUCCACGCGAAAUGUCACCCACCGACGCACACUUCUGAGAAACCUAAAGCGACCCCGCGCCAUCGUCGUACACCCAAAUCGCGGCUACAUUUUCUUUUCCGAGUGGGAUCGGCCAGCCAAUAUUACACGAGCUAACACCGAUGGAAGCGGCCUACUCGUCUUCCGCAAUGUAACACUCGGCUGGCCCAAUGGCCUGUCUAUUGACUUCAAGGAAGAUCGUGUUUAUUGGUGCGACGCACUGCUAGAUCAUGUGCAGCAUGCGAAUCUGGAUGGCACGGAUAUCAAGACGGUCAAUUCGCGCCUUGUGCGCCAUCCUUUCUCCAUAGUUAUACACAACGACUGGAUGUACAUAACGGACUGGAGGCUAGAUGCCAUUAUACGAUUGCAUAAGCUAACGGGCGAGCAGGAGGAGAUGAUGGUACGUGAGCCGCAAACCAAUCGACUUUAUGGCGUGAAAGUGUACAGCCACGAUGUACAGCGCAUUGCUGAGACGCAACCUUGCCACUUGAACAAUGGUGGCUGCCAGAAGAUUUGCUUUGCCGUACCCCUCACACAUAAUGACACGCAGACGCCGCCAGCCUCUGGAGCGGGUGCGCAAGAUGUUCGCCUACAGUCGCGAUGCUCCUGCCCCUAUGGUGAACGUUUGGCCGAGGAUCAAGUGAGCUGUAUUCCCGAUCCCAGGGCCGAGCCACCUGUACAGCCGUGUCCGAACUCUUGGGACUUCACGUGCAACAACCAACGUUGCAUACCUAAAUCAUGGGUGUGUGACGGUGAUGAUGACUGCCUCGACAACAGUGAUGAGGAGCAAAAUUGCACGAAACCCACAUGCGGCUCAAAUGAGUUCCAAUGUAAGUCCGGCCGAUGCAUUCCCCUCAACUUCCGUUGCGAUCAGGAGAACGAUUGUGGUGACAGCUCGGAUGAGCUUGACUGCGGUAAUGUAACGUGUGGUACCUCGCAGUUUGCCUGCGCCAAUGGUCGCUGCAUCCCGAAUAUGUGGAAGUGCGAUAGCGAGAAUGAUUGUGGAGACAGCAGUGAUGAGGGCGACUUCUGUGCUGAAAAGACAUGUGCCUAUUUCCAGUUCACAUGUCCACGCACCGGUCACUGCAUUCCUCAGAGUUGGGUGUGUGAUGGCGAUGACGACUGCUUCGACAAACAAGACGAAAAGGACUGCCCGCCUAUAAGUUGCUUAGCCAACCAAUUUAAGUGCACCGACCUAAGGCAGUGUGUCGAGGAAUCAUAUAAAUGCGAUGGCAUUCCCGACUGUAACGAUGGCAGCGACGAACUGGGCUGCCCCAGCAUGGGACCCAAUCAGUGUAACUUAGAAAAGCACUUCCGCUGCAAGUCCACCGGUUUUUGCAUACCCAUUGCUUGGCACUGUGACGGCUCUAACGACUGUAGCGACCACUCUGAUGAGCAGGAUUGCGGUCAGAUUACCUGCGCCCAAAACUUCUUUAAGUGCAACAACACCAACUGCAUUUUCAAGGCAUAUAUAUGUGAUGGCAAGGAUGACUGCGGCGAUAACUCUGAUGAAGGUGCGGAGCAUGCUUGCGUACCUCCGCCCUUCAAGUGCCCGCACGGUCAGUGGGAAUGUCCCGGAGUAACUGAACGUUGCGUUAACAUAACCUCAGUAUGCGACGAUACACCGGACUGUCCAAAUGGUGCUGAUGAGGGCGAAGGCUGUGCACUGGCCGAGUGCGAGCAUCAGACUGGCCAAUGCUCCAACUUUUGCCAGAAGACUCCGGCUGGCGCCAUGUGCGUGUGUCCACCGGGCUCAGAAAUCGGCGAAGAUGGCUUUACCUGUGUCGACACAAAUGAAUGUGAUCCACCUGGCUUGUGUUCUCAGCAGUGCACGAACACAAAGGGCUCCUACUUCUGCUCCUGUACCGCCGGCUAUGUCCUGGGACCCAACAAGCACACUUGCAAAGCGGUCAAUCAUACAGCCGCCUUCCUUAUCAUCUCCAAUCGACACUCUAUAUUAGUAGCCGAUCUGAAGGAGCAGGGCCUUGAACGUGUCCCCAUUAUUGUGGAGAACGUGGUGGCCACCGCCUCCAACAUGCACACAGGUACUAUUUUCUGGAGCGACAUGAAGCUGAAAAAGAUUUCCCGACUAGACCGUGGCAUGGAGCCCCAAGAGAUUAUAACCACCGGCUUGGACUUGGUUGAAGGUCUGGCCUAUGAUUGGAUUGCUCAGAAUCUAUAUUGGCUGGAUAGUAAAUUGAACACAAUUGAAGUGUCGGCCGAAAACGGCUCAAAUCGUCUAGUUUUGGUACGCGAGAAUAUCACCCAACCACGUGGAAUGUGCAUCGACCCUAGUCCUGAUGCAAGCUUCAUCUUCUGGACCGAUUGGGGUGAAAAUCCACGUGUCGAACGCAUUGGCAUGGAUGGAACCAUGCGACAAACGAUCAUCAACACAAAAAUCUAUUGGCCCAAUGGUCUGACCCUAGAUAUAGCUACUAAGCGCGUAUACUUUGCAGAUUCAAAGCUGGACUUUAUUGAUUUUUGUUACUAUAACGGCACGGGCAGACAACAAGUCCUAGCAAGCAGUCAUUACUUGCUACAUCCGCAUUCCCUUUCAUUAUUUGAGGACACGCUAUACUGGACAGACCGUCAGCUCAACCGCGUGUUGUCGGCAAAUAAAUUCCGUGGCAAAAAUCAGACAGUUGUUUCCCAUCUUAUCAGUCAGCCGCUUUCCAUACACGUGCACCACGCUUCGCUCCAGCCCAUGUUCCCAAAUCCCUGCGCCCAAGCGAAAUGUCAGCAUCUAUGUCUUCUUAGUCCCAGUGCUGUUGAACACUACUCAUGCAAGUGUAAGCCAGGAUAUCGUUUGUUAAGUGAGGGACGUUGCAUUGAAGAGGAAAAUCCCUACCUCAUGGUAGUAAAGGGCACACAGAUUGUGGAUCUGCCCCUAAAUGGCGGUGAUGCCCGCGCCGGAUCUCUUGCUCCAGUCAUAGGAAUUGAAAGUAGCACUGGGCUGGACUUUGAUCGCAAGGGAGAGACAUUGUACUGGGUUCAAGGACGCGAGGACGACGAUGAGAACUGCACUAUUUACACAACACCCUAUGGCGGAGGCAAUAAGACUCUAUUCCUUGGACUGGACACUGGCAUUGUUGGUGCGCCGUACACCAUUGCCUUCGAUUGGCUGGGUCGUAACCUUUACAUUGGCAAUCGAAUCGCUAGCAACAUUGAAGCGGUGCGAGUGGAUGGAAAGCAUAAGUAUCGCACCGUCAUAUUGGCCAACGAUGGCAAUGCCAACUCUGUGUCAAAGCCGAAACAGUUGGCGCUCGAUCCUAGUGAAGGAAAGCUGUUUUGGAUCGACGAAGGCGUACUAGAAGUGCCAGUCAAGAUUGGUCGCGUAGACAUGAAUGGCUCCGAUGCGCGAGUACUACGUCAAGAUCUGAAGCACCCAGAAAGCAUUGCACUGGAUAUUGAGAAGAAAAUGAUCUACUACAGUACCAGUUCUCCGGCCUCAAUAUGUGCCAUGGACUAUAAUGGUGAUGAUCACACCAUUAUACUUAAUCAGGACCAAGCUAUUUCACGUCCACGCAGUCUUGGAAUCUUGGACCAUCGUAUGUAUUACUUGGAUCCCAUCUAUGAGAAAAUCAUGCGCGUCGACUUACCGCGCGGUGAUAAUCCUAAAACAAUUGUGGAUAAUGAGCCUGAUCUGCGCAGCAUGAUGAUCUACAAAAAACGAUCAACCAUGCACCAUCCGUGCCAAACGGACAAUGGUGGCUGCAAACAGCUUUGCAUUCCAGGCUCCGGAGCUUCACGAACGUGCGCCUGCAGCGUUGGCUACCGCAAGGAGAACGAGAUCAAUUGCGUGGCCUACAAGACCUUUGCUGUCGUCUCACAACUGGAUGUCAUACGAGGCUACAGUUUAACGGACAGCGCCGAGGCCAUGCUACCGGUCAGCGGUCCAGGCCAUCACAUUCUUCACGUUGAUGUCAUGUACCGGGAGCAGUGGAUCUAUUGGGCGGAAUAUAACCGAGGCUACUGGAAUGGCAUCUUCCGUGCCCGUCCUAAUGGCACAGACCUGCAACAUGUAAUCAAGGAUGGCAUUGGUAGCAACGGAAUACGCGGCCUCACUAUUGAUUGGGUAGCGGGUAAUAUGUACUUUACCAAUGUGUAUCCACAUGAAAACUACGUAGAAGUAUCCUGGCUGGACGGCACCAAUCGCAAAGUGCUAGUCAAAACCACGAACGACGCCCCACGCGAGCUAGCCGUCAAUCCUAUUAAGCGUCUGCUCUAUUGGAUUGAUUAUGGACAGCACCCACGCAUUGGAAAGGCCCUUCUAGACGGUAGCAAAUGGACACCCCUAGUCACAUCGGGUAUCGCCAUGCCUCGUGAUCUUACCAUCGAUAUGCAAACGCAUGACGUCUACUGGGUGGACUCUAAGCUAGACAUGAUACAAAAAAUCUCCUACAAUGGUUUUCAUCGUAAAGUCAUACGCAGGGAUCUUCCGAACCCAAUGGGUAUCGCGAUUUAUUUGAACGAUGUAUACUGGGUCGAUCGCAACCUGAAGGCCGUGUUCAAGGCUUCUAAAUUAUAUGGAAAUGAAACAGAGGUGACCCGCGUACGAACCAAUUUGGAGAAGCUACGGGAUAUUGCCAUAUAUAACAUUAACAAUCAACCACCAGACACUAAUCCAUGUGCACAUUUGGGAAAUGGCGGCUGUGAUCAGCUUUGCUUCAGUUUUCCGCCAGAUUCUGUGCCAUCGACGGGCAAGAACUUCCGAUGCGAGUGUGCCACAGGCAAACUUUCCACAGAUGAGCGCAAAUGUGAAACGGUGAACGAGUAUCUGGUGUUUGCCACACGCACAGAAAUACGAGCUGUCAAUCUCGAUCCACAUUCCACAGAGGUUCCCUUCACCCCGCUCACCAAUCUAACCAAUGUUGUAGGCCUUGACUUUGAUUUUGUGGACAAUCGAAUGCUAUACACACAGAUUAGACCUUGGGCCAAGAUCGCCUACACACAGGCCAACAAACCCAGUCACUCGGACAUCAAGGUUGUGCUGAGUAAGGGUAUCAAUCCCGAAGGAAUUGCCUAUGACUGGACCCAGAACAAGAUCUAUUGGACGGACAGCUCCAACAAUUCCAUCUAUGCCAUGAAUCUCGACGGUAGCGAGUUGGUUAUGAUUGCACGCGUGGAGCGUCCGCGCGCCAUUGUGCUCGAUCCUUGCAAUGGUACGCUAUUCUUCACCGACUGGGGUCGUUUCGGCACCUCGGGUAAAAUAUUCCGCACCACCAUGGCAGGCUCGCUGAAGCGCGCCAUUGUUGACAAAGAUCUAUCGCAACCCAGUGGCCUGGCAAUCGACUACGACGAGCGUAAGCUCUACUGGACCGAUGCAGUGCGUGAGAAAAUUGAACGUUCCGACCUAGAUGGUCGCAAUCGUGAACUGCUGGUAGACGCCACGAUUUAUCCUUUCGCCAUUACUGUAUUCCGCAACUACAUUUACUGGACAGACCUGCAGCUGCGCGGCGUCUACCGUGCCGAGAAGCACACAGGCGCCAACAUGGUAGAGAUGGUGAAGAGACUAGAGGACUCUCCGCGUGACAUUCGUAUUUAUAGUGCAGACCGACAGAAGUGUACCGUAAAUCCAUGCCUAAUUAACAACGGAGGCUGUGCCCAAAGCUGUCAUCCAGCACCUAAUGGCAAAGCCGAGUGCCGAUGCGACGACAAUUCCAAGGUAGUCAAUGAAGGACGCAUGUGUGCACCACGAAACAACACGUGUGAGGCGAGCAAGUUUUACUGCCAGAACGGAAAGUGUAUCUCUCGUAUGUGGUCCUGCGAUGGUGAUGAUGACUGCGGCGAUGGUUCCGAUGAGGAUCCCACAUACUGUGCGUUCCAUUCUUGCUCACCCAAUGAGUUCCGCUGUAACAACGGACGCUGCAUCUUCAAGUCAUGGAAGUGUGAUCAUGAAAACGACUGUAAGGAUGGCAGUGAUGAAAUAGGUUGCACGUAUCCACCCUGCGUAGAUGGAGAGUUUACGUGCGGUAAUGGACGCUGCAUCCCUCAAGCCCAGGUCUGUAAUGGAGUGAACGAUUGCAAGGAUAACGCAACAUCUGAUGAGACACAUGAACGGUGCCCCAUGAACACAACAUGCCCUGCCAACCAUCUUAAGUGCGAGAAAACCAACAUAUGUGUCGAACCCUAUUGGCUGUGCGAUGGCGACAACGACUGUGGUGACAACUCUGACGAGGAUCCGCUACAUUGCGGCCAGCGCACCUGUCCCACAAACAGCUUCCGGUGCCCCAACCACCGCUGCAUACCGGCAACUUGGUAUUGUGAUGGAGACGAUGACUGCGGUGAUGGGGCGGACGAACCUCCAGAUUACUGCAAGUCCGAGGGACGCACCUGCUUUGGGGACCUCUUCACCUGUGACAAUGGCAACUGCAUACCCCGAAUCUACAUUUGCGAUGGCGACAACGACUGUCUCGACAACAGCGAUGAGGACAAUCGACAUCAGUGCAAUGAUCGUAAGUGUGACGAGGAAACUGAAUUUACGUGCGUGGAAAACAAGUCAUGGCAGCGGGCUCAGUGCAUACCCAAAAAAUGGAUAUGCGAUGGAGAUCCCGAUUGCGUUGAUGGUGCCGAUGAGAACACCACACUUCACAACUGCGCCACCCAACAGCCUUGCGGCGAGGACAUGUUCACAUGUGGCAAUGGACGGUGCAUAAAUAAGGGCUGGAUUUGUGAUCAUGAUAACGACUGCGGCGAUGGCACCGAUGAGGGAAAAUUCUGCAAUUCCAAAUACAAGACAUGCUCCCCACAGGAGUUCACCUGCCAAAACUUCAAAUGCAUUCGCAAUCAGUAUCGCUGCGAUGGCGAGGAUGAUUGUGGUGAUCACUCGGACGAGGUAGACUGCAAAAAGGAUAACUCUACAUGUGCCCAGGGUCAAUUUGCGUGCAGCAAUGGGCAGUGCAUCGAUUAUAGUCUUGUCUGUAAUAAGGUGCCGGACUGCACAGAUGAAUCCGACGAACCGGCUCAUUGUAACGUAGACGAGUGUGCCAAGGUGGAGAUCAACCAGUGUGGUCACAAAUGUGUCGAUACGCUUACCGGCUACUACUGUGACUGCAAUGCAGGAUAUAAACUGCUUGCUGAUGGCAAAGCUUGUGCUGAUGUUGACGAAUGUCUAGAGCAGCCAGGAGCUUGCUCACAACACUGCUCCAAUACCCCGGGCAGCUUCUACUGCAAGUGUGACGAAACGUACUACGAACGCCAAAAUGACGAGCACACCUGCAAGCGCAAGGACAACAUUCCUCCCUGGCUUAUAUUUACCAACAAGUAUUAUGUGCGCAACAUGUCUGUGGAUGGACAUCAGUACAAUCUGAUGCAUCAGGACCUGAUGAAUGUGGUAGCACUGGACUUUGAUAUCAAGGAGCAGUACAUGUACUUCUGCGACGUCACAGCCAAGACUAUAUUCCGUGCCAAAUACGGUGAUGAUGACGAUGCACAGCCGAAGGAGCGUGAAGCUGUCAUACGUCACGAUUCCCAUGGCUUGGAGGGCAUUGCCAUUGACUGGGUGGGACGCAAACUUUACUGGCUGGACAGACACUCGAAGAAUUUGGACGUUUCCGAGUUGGAUGGCACCAAGCGCAAGACGCUGCGAAGCGGCGUCGUCGAUCCUCGCGCCAUUGUGGUGCAUCCAGGCAUUGGCUAUCUAUACUUUACCUCCUGGCAUUUGCAGGCCUACAUUGCCAAGAUGGGAAUGGAUGGCUCCAACUUUACGCGCAUACUCAACUGGAAUGAUGGUAUUGCUUGGCCAAAUGCGUUGUCCAUUGACUAUUUCACCGAUCGCAUUUAUUGGGCCGAUGCUCAUCUGGACUACAUUGCCUAUGCCGAUUUAGAGGGCCGUCAUCGACACACAGUGCUCUCGGGCAGUCGUGUGCCUCACGUCUUUGCUCUCAGCCUAUUUGAUGACUACAUCUACUGGAGUGACUGGAACCUAAAGGCCAUUGUACGCGCCAAUAAGUUCCAUGGUGCCAACUAUACAGUACUACGGAACACCACCCACCGACCUUAUGACCUGCACAUCAAUCACCCAUUGCGCCAGCUGCCCUACACGAACCCUUGCGGUACCAACAACGGUGGCUGCUCGCAUCUUUGUUUAAUUGCUCCGCCACCAGAAUCCACAUAUCUAAACAUCGAAGGUUACAUUGAGGAGGGUGCACCCAUCUACAAGUGCGCCUGCCCCAAUCAAUAUUACCUGGCUCGCAACCAAAAGACUUGCAUAGCUAACUGCACAGCCGGUCAGCACCUUUGCGGUGGUGGGGACGAAAAGUGCAUCCCAUGGUUUUGGAAAUGCGAUGGAGAGAAGGAUUGCAAGGAUGGCUCCGACGAACCCGCAAGUUGUGCACCUCGCCACUGCCGCGCCGGCACAUUCCAGUGCAGGAACACCAACUGCACACCGUCGGCAACAAUUUGCGAUGGCAUCGACGACUGCGGCGAUGGCAGUGACGAACAGAACUGUGACCUGCCCUGUCCAUUGUCUGACUUUAAGUGCAAGUCUAGCGGACGUUGCAUUUUAGAUAGCUGGCGAUGCGAUGGUGAUGCGGACUGCAAAGAUGGCAGCGACGAAGAUCCAGCCGUGUGUCAUAAGCGCACCUGUGACCCAUCCACGGAGUUCAAAUGCAAGAACGGCCGAUGCAUUCCGCAACUGUGGAUGUGUGACUUCGAUAACGACUGCGGCGACGACUCUGACGAGCCGGCAUACAUGUGCCGUCAACGCAACUGCACCGUGGGCUGGCAACGGUGUCCCGGCCAGUCCAAUUACCGCUGCAUACCGAAGUGGCUCUUCUGCGAUGGCAAGGAUGACUGUCGCGAUAACAGUGACGAGCUGCCAGAGAACUGUCCGAAGUGCUCGGCGGAGACGGACUUCAAAUGUGGAAACAAUCGCUGCAUACCCAAGCAAUGGAUGUGUGAUUUUGCCGAUGAUUGUGGGGACGCCAGUGACGAGAACGAUGCGAUCUGCAAGGGUCGCUAUCGCGAAUGCUCUGAGUCAGAGUUCCGGUGCGGCAACGGCAAAUGUAUUUCGUCCCGUUGGCAAUGCGAUCAUGAGGACGACUGCGGCGACAACUCAGACGAGAUGAACUGUGAAGGGUAUCAGUGCAAAAAUGGAACAUUCCAAUGUGCCUCGGGCCACUGUAUUGCCGCUUACUUCCGUUGCGAUGGCGAUCGCGACUGUCGUGAUAUGUCUGAUGAGGUGGGAUGUCCACCGCGCUUCCCUGGCGGUCGCUACUGUCCGGAGUCACGCUUCCAGUGCACCAACAACCUCUGUGUCUCACUCUCUGAUCUGUGCGACGGCACUGAUGACUGCGGCGAUGGCAGCGACGAGGAUCCAAAGGUGUGCAGCGACUUCAACUGCGACACCCUACGCCGCUUCCAGUGUGCCAACCAUCGCUGCGUCGCUCGCUACCAGAUCUGUGACGGCAUAGACAACUGCGGCGAUGGCAGCGAUGAGAACAACAUGACGCUAUGCGCCAGCAAGCAGAAACCCUGCGAUCUUUACACGCAGUAUCAAUGCGCCAACAAACACUGUAUCGAACGGUCCCAGGUGUGCGACUUUUCGGACGACUGUGGAGACGCGAGUGACGAGCUUGGCUGUCAUCACACGAGCAGCUGCUCGGAGAGCAAUCGUGGCGGCUGCCAGCACCACUGCCAGAACUUAACGGACGGUGGCUAUAUAUGCACCUGUUAUCCCGGCUAUAUUAUAGCGCCCGACAACAAGAAACAUUGCGCGGACGUGGACGAGUGCGCCACGCGCCAGCACACGUGCUCCCAUCAGUGCCAUAAUUUGAAUGGUACCUAUACCUGCAGCUGUCGUGAUGGUUUCCAUCUAACCGAUUCCGCCUCGGGUGUGUGCAAGGCCGAGAAGGAUGAUGUGGUGCUUGUGUUUGCCAAUGGACCAGAGAUACGAGGCCUAAAUCUACAUAAGAAGGAAGAGUUUGACGUGAUUGCCGCAGAGAAACGUAUCGAAGCUCUGGACUAUGAUGCCCAACAGCAGAUUGUGUUCUGGGCAGACAGCUAUGACAAGACAAUCAAGCGCUCCUACAUGGUGAAUGCAUUAGAUGGACAAGCCAAGAUUGGAUUUGCGCAGGAUCUAAAUAUGAAGGGCGGAUCGAAGCCCACAGCGGUGGCGGUAGACUGGCUAGCAUCGAAUCUUUACUGGACUGAGGUGGAUCGCACGGGUAGUAAACCACGCGGACGCGUGAUGGUGGCCAAGACAGAUGGCCGCUAUCGCCGCAGCAUUGUGAAUGCUGGCCUGGAAGUGCCCACAUCCAUUGCAGUGAACCCACAGCUAGGUCGCAUAUAUUGGGCCGAUGCUGGUUCGGCGCCCAAGAUCGAGGUCUCCUGGAUGGACGGCUCCAAGCGCCGUCCACUGAUCACAGAACAGAUCCGCCAUCCAGCUGGGUUGACCAUCGACUACUCGCAGGAUCACAUCAUUUACUGGGUGGACACCAAGCUCAAUACAAUUGAGUCCAUGCGCGCCGAUGGAUCAAGGCGCAAGCCAAUUGUCAAGGGUGACCAGCUGCGUCAUCCCGUUUCGCUCGAUUUGUUCGAGUCCAACAUGUACUGGGUAACUCGGGAUACUGGCGAGCUAUUGCGCCAGGACAAGUUUGGACGCGGUGUGCAGGUCGUGGUGCAUCGCAAUCUCGUCAAUCCGUCCGGCUUAAAGGUCUACCAUGAGAAGCGUUACAACACCUCGCUGCGCAAUCCAUGCUACGAAUCCAGCUGCUCACAUCUAUGCCUGCUGGUGCCCGGUGGCCAUCGCUGCGCCUGCCCAGACAGCUCAGGACCUUUGCCUUCGCAUCGCAGCACCGCCGAGGUGAUUUGUGAUGCGGCCGCCGAGCGUCCACGCCCGGCACCGCGAAUUUGCCGCUGCCAGAACGGUGGCCUCUGCAAGGAGGACGAUCGUGGCGAACUCUACUGCGAGUGUUUGUCCGACUUCAAGGGUGACAGUUGCGAGCGCAGCACGACGGGCGCUUUUGGCCAUGGUGGCGCCAAUGUAACAGCCGUAGUCGUGCCCAUCAUGGUCAUAUUGUUGGUCAUGAUGGCUGCCGCUGGUGCCUGGUAUGUCAUACGGAAGCGACCAUUCGGCAAACUGGCACGCAUGCCCGCCAUCACCUCCUCACAGAGCGUUACGUUCCGCCAUGGCUCCAACGUCGAGUUCAGCGAGUCUGGUUUCCCGGGCGCCUCAGCGCCUGGCAGCAACGAUGUGGCUCCCAUCGAGGGCUACAACCUGCAAACAGUCAACGCCAACAAGGCUCGCGACUUUGCCAAUCCAAUGUACGAUGCUGUGCAGUCUGGCACCAGCGAUCCGAGCAUUGGCAACGGCUCAGGCAUUUACGAUGUGCCACAGGAACCCUCCAAGUCCAAGCCCAUAGGCUCCUUCACGGAUCCGAGCUCCGCCAUCAUUGCGCCAAGCAGCAUUACGCACAAGUCUUCGCCACAGCUGCAGCUGCGAACCAGAGAGCUAGAUCCGUCGGCCGACACCGGCAAGGACACCCAGUAUCUGGUGGAGGAGGAUAAGUCUGAGUGCUGAUAUCAAGCUAAGCCCGCAGCGGUAACUAUGGCGACCACGCCCACCGCCCUGCCGCUGGGCUGUCGCCGGCAGCAGUCGUCGUCGUCCCAACGUCCGGCCCACAACAGCUACCCGUUGCAAACAUAACACAGACUUCUCCAACAAAAACAACAGCAACAACAACAACAACAAAAACAACAACAGCAAAAACAGAAACACCAACAGCAGCAGCAGCAGCAGCAGCAACCACAGCAGUUGCGAUCGCACAGCAAACAUCACGAAUCCAAAUCCUGGCAUGUGGCCAACGAGAAUGCCUCAAAACUAACAACCAAGGUGUAAAGACAAACGCAUAUAUAAGGUAUAUGAAGGAUCGAGGCAGGCACAGGCAGCAAGUUUUGUAAACAAGAAGAAUUAUUUAUUAUACUAUACACAACAUUUUAUACAUGUAUGUAGACCGAUCUUCUUUAUUUUAUUUUCUAAUUUUUUUUUUUGAGAGAGAUACUAACAACAAAGAAAAGUCGAGCGAAAAUAUUGAACACACAUAUCCUUGAAGACAAAUGAGAAAAGGGCGCGCGAGUGCCUGGCAAACUACUGUUGCAAUUAUUAAUAUAUAAAAAGCUAUAUAUACAUAUAUACAUAUAUAUACAUACAUAUAUACGUAUACAUACAUACAUACCUAUACAUAAAAAUGUAAGCUAGAGAGCCACGAGCCACACCCACUAAGCGGGAAUGCGCGCCAGCCAAAAAAUAAAGGGGAAAAAAUAAAAUUAAUAAUAAUAAAUAAAUUAAAAGCCAAGCAACCAAAUCCAAUUCCGGAUCCACUCGCUUACGGCCCGCGUUUCCGGUUAGCGGUUGUCUCGCCCCCCCACACACACACACACACACACACACACAACAACAAUAACAACAAAAACAACAAGCUAAAGUGCAACAAAAACUUAUAAGGCCAACAUUUCAUUAUGUUGUCGUGUUUUUUUUUUAUUUAAAGCUGCAAAAACAAAAAUGGUGUAAAAAGGCAUAGAGUAUAUUUUUCUGAAUGCUAAUGACAAUAUUAACUAUAUACAUAUAUGUAUACAACAAUGAGGAAACAAAAGCAACGCGAUUAUAUAUGUACGUGUAUUUGUUUAACAAAAUGCAGGCAAAAUCUAAGCUAAGUGUGCAUUUUUUUUUUAAACGCUAAGACCAGGGAAUCAAAUCGGAAUCAAAACUAUCGCAGAAACCAUGGGGACUCAGAUGGGAGGCAACAUCUCAAAUCAAUGCACUUAAUCCGGUCCAAUUUUGGGUUUCUUUAUACCACACAUGCCCCAAAAUUUGAAAAAUGUAAAAGAUUCCGGAUUGGCAGCUCCAUUAUAGUACAUUUCUCUAGAACCGUAACCGAUAGGAUAUUGGUUCCGGUUGUAAUCUCUGGCAGAACACAGCAACAAAAACAAAAGAAACAAAAACAGCAACGUAAACACAAACACAAAUGCGACUCUGUACUAGAAUUUCUAUAUUUUUCUAAAAACAAAACAAACUAAAAAUCCAUGAAAACAGACAAACGCAAUUGACUCAAAGCAAGCUGUAAAGCCACUAUAUAGUAAGCUCCGAUUUGGGCAAUAGCAGCAGCAGCAGCAACAACAGUAACAACAGCAAGCAACAACAAAGUACAUAUGUAUAUCAUAAAUAUUUAUAUAAAUUAUUUUAAUAGCUAUUUAUUAAAGAGGAAAAAAAGUUAAAGAAAAAGAAAGACCAUCGGAAAUAUUUGGAACCUUCUCGCGAGCAUUCCAACGGGCAAGAACAAAGUAAAGCAUUCCAAACAGAAGAAGGACAAGAUGAAGAAGAAGAAGAAGUUGAUGAAUAUGAAUAUUAAAUAAAGAAAAAGCAUUCCACAAAAACAGGCAAUAGGCGGUCCAGUCUCCACGUCCACACACCUCAAACGUUUCCACGAUUCCGAUUCGGGCACUCGAAAUUGUUUGUUUCUAAACAAAGCUAAGCUUUUUAUUCAUAGUUACAUAUUUCACAACUGCAGUUAAAAUACAUAUAUAUGCGUUCGUUUGUGUGUGUAAUUAACAUUUAGCGUUUUUAUUUUUUAAUUCUAUAUUUUUUUUAUUAUAUACACAUAUAUAUAUACUUAUAUAUAUAUAUGAUUUGUUUGGUCGUCGAAAGUUUUGUAACUUGUGCAAAUCCGUGCUUCCUUUCAUUUAAGCGUGUUUUUAGCAUAAAUUUAGUGAAAGAUGAAUUAUAUAUACAUACAAUAUAUAUACAUAUAUAUAUAUAUAUAUGACGAUGAUAAUGAAGCGUUAAGACGAUGAUUGUGGGAGUUGAUGUAUAUUUAGUGUCAAGUGAAAAGAAAAACUAUUUGUUGAAAAGAAAUUAAUUUUUUUUUAUUAUACAAAAGAAAAACAUCAAAUAAAAAAUAAUAAAACAAAAACUGAAAACAAUA